Messenger RNA from Chionomys nivalis (European snow vole), 431 nucleotides. RefSeq names its product 40S ribosomal protein S25-like. Gene Ontology annotation, molecular function: structural constituent of ribosome. Bases 8 to 385 code for a protein of 125 amino acids. The record is from RefSeq and is a predicted model, not a curated record. The transcript has a single exon. NCBI's taxonomy places the organism in Eukaryota, Metazoa, Chordata, Mammalia, Rodentia, Cricetidae. Gene Ontology annotation, cellular component: cytosolic small ribosomal subunit.
CUUCAUCAUGCCGCCCAAGGAUGACAAGAAGAAGAAAGAUGCCAGAAAAUCGGCCAAAAAAGACAAAGACCCAGUAAAUAAGUCCGGUGGCAAGGCCAAAAAGAAGAAGUGGUCCAAAGGCAAAGUUCGGGACAAGCUCAACAAUCUAGUCCUGUUUGACAAGGCUACAUACGACAAACUCUGUAAGGAAGUUCCCAACUAUAAACUUAUUACUCCAGCCGUGGUCUCUGAGAGACUGAAGAUUCGUGGUUCCUUGGCCAGGGCAGCUCUUCAGGAGCUCCUUAGUAUAGGGCUUAUCAAGCUGGUUUCAAAGCACAGAGCCCAAGUAAUUUACACCAGAAACACAAAGGGUGGAGAUGCCCCAGCUGCUGGUGAAGAUGCAUGAACAGGUUCAAUCAGCUGUACAUUUGGAAAAAUAAAACUUUAUUAAA